CAAGGCUUUUCCAAACAAGUGCGGGACAGAAUUGCAGGCAAUAGCCGAGGCUCAGACCAGACUUGUUGAUCUCCGCGAAGAGGCGGCAGGAGGAAAGCCGAGAGAGGAAGUCGAGCAGCCCGGAUUGAGUCCCCCCAGCAAGCCUGCAGCUUCAUUUUUUUCUCUUGCCUUUCCCCCUCAAUUGCAUUUCCUCUUAUAGCUACAUACACAAACCCAGACACACACACAUCCACAUACACUCAAACAGUCACACACUCACCAGACCCAGCACUCGAAUAUUGAAGAUUAAAGACGCGUUUGCAGCCGGGAUUGGGCGGAGGGGGAAGCAGCAAGCCGCUGCCCAGCGAAGGGAAAGAGGCCUGGCACAGCCCUGGCCCCCGGGCUGGGGGCGAGCUCCGCCCGACCGGCUCCCACCCGCGCUGGGGGCCGGCAGGGGCUAUGCCAGGGCCCUGGCGACCGGAGGCUGCCGCUGAAGAGCUGUCGGGAUGGAGGUGAAGCGGGACUCAUGAGGAGGAGCCACCGCUGACAAAGACCUCCCUCCAGGGGGCUGGCUCCAGCUCUCCCAGCCCCCCUCCCAGUCGCGGGUCGGACUUAUUGAUCUAUUUACUUGGGUCAAGGGGGGGCGGGAGGGAGGGCGAGUGGCGGCGGCCGGACCCGCGAUGCCGUCGGGCAUGACGAAGCAUGGCUCCCGAUCCACCACCUCCCUGCCGCCAGACCCUAUGGAGAUCAUCCGGAGCAAGGCAUGCUCCCGUCGAGUCAAACUGAACGUCGGGGGACUGGCCCACGAGGUCCUGUGGCGGACCCUGGACCGCCUGCCCCGCACACGGCUGGGUCGACUUAGAGACUGUAACACUCACGACUCGCUCAUGGACGUCUGCGAUGAUUACAGCCUGGACGGCAACGAAUACUUCUUUGACCGUCACCCGGGAGCCUUCACAUCCAUUCUGAACUUCUACCGCACUGGCAAGCUGCACAUGAUGGAAGAGAUGUGUGCGCUCUCCUUCAGCCAAGAGCUAGACUACUGGGGCAUCGAUGAAAUAUACCUAGAGUCUUGCUGUCAGGCAAGAUACCACCAGAAAAAGGAGCAAAUGAAUGAGGAGCUGAAGAGGGAGGCAGAGACUCUGCGGGAGCGAGAGGGAGAGGAGUUUGACAACACAUGCUGUGCUGAGAAGAGGAAGAAGUUAUGGGACCUACUGGAGAAGCCCAAUUCCUCUGUGGCUGCUAAGAUCUUGGCCAUCAUCUCCAUUAUGUUCAUUGUCCUCUCAACCAUUGCCUUGUCGCUCAAUACACUUCCCGAGCUCCAGAGCCUGGACGAGUUUGGACAGAGUACGGACAACCCCCAGCUGGCCCACGUGGAGGCUGUGUGCAUUGCCUGGUUCACUAUGGAAUACCUCCUUCGGUUCCUGUCCUCGCCCAAGAAGUGGAAGUUCUUCAAGGGCCCCCUCAAUGCUAUUGACUUGCUGGCCAUUUUGCCCUACUAUGUCACCAUUUUCCUAACCGAGUCCAACAAGAGCGUGCUGCAAUUUCAGAAUGUGCGCAGGGUUGUGCAAAUCUUCCGAAUCAUGAGAAUCCUCCGGAUCCUCAAGCUGGCGCGACACUCCACUGGCCUGCAGUCUUUGGGGUUCACCCUUAGGCGCAGUUACAAUGAGCUCGGCUUGCUGAUUCUCUUCCUGGCCAUGGGUAUCAUGAUCUUCUCCAGCCUGGUUUUCUUUGCCGAAAAGGAUGAGGACGACACGAAAUUCAAAAGCAUCCCGGCCUCCUUCUGGUGGGCCACAAUCACCAUGACCACGGUGGGCUAUGGAGACAUCUACCCCAAGACCCUCUUGGGUAAAAUCGUAGGGGGGUUAUGCUGCAUUGCAGGGGUCUUGGUGAUCGCCCUUCCCAUCCCCAUCAUUGUCAACAAUUUCUCCGAGUUCUACAAGGAGCAGAAGAGACAAGAAAAAGCCAUCAAACGCCGGGAAGCCCUGGAGAGAGCCAAGAGAAAUGGCAGCAUUGUUUCCAUGAACAUGAAGGACGCUUUUGCUCGAAGCAUAGAGAUGAUGGACAUUGUAGUAGAAAAGAACGGGGAGACCCUAGGGAAGAAGGACAAGGUCCAAGAUAACCACUUGUCUCCUAGCAAGUGGAAGUGGACAAAGAGGACCCUGUCUGAAACCAGCUCCAGUAAGUCCUUUGAAACAAAAGAGCAGGGCUCCCCAGAGAAGGCCAGGUCGUCCUGCAGCCCCCAGCACCUGAACGUCCAGCAGCUGGAAGACAUGUACAACAAGAUGGCCAAGACUCAGUCGCAGCCAAACCUCAACACCAAGGACUCGGCUCAACAGGGCAAACACCAGGAAGAGCUCGAGAUGGACAGCCUCCCUGGCCCCGUAGUGCCCCUCCUACCGACGCGCACUGAAGGGGUGAUCGACAUGCGCAGCAUGUCCAGCAUCGACAGCUUCAUCAGCUGCGCCACGGACUUCCCGGAGUCCAGCAGGUUCUCCCACAGCCCUUUGGCGUCUCUCUCUAGCAAGGCGAGCGGGCCCGUGGCCCAGGAGCUUGGCUGGCGGGGCCCUCCCGACUCGGGCGGGAGCAGGCUGUCGGACUCCAACCCGACCCCCGACGGCAGCCAGAACUCCAGCUUCUUUAUCGAGAGCCCCAAGAGCUCCAUGAAGACAAACAAUCCUUUGAAACUGCGGUCGCUGAAAGUCAAUUUCAUGGAAGGGGACCAAAGCUCCCCCUUGCCCAUGGGCAGCAUCUUGGGGCUGUAUCCAGAUCCUCUGAGGAGCCGGGGCGGUGCCUCUGCCCCUGGCCUUGAGAGCGCCCUACUCGCGGAUCGAUCCUUGCUAAGCCCGGAGUCCUCCGUCUACACCACAGCAAGUGCCAGGACCCCCACCAAAUCCCCAGAGAAGCACGCAGCCAUAGCAUUCAACUUCCACGAUGCCGGCAUCCAUCAGUACAUUGAUGCAGACACUGACGAUGAGGGGCAGCUGCUCUACAGCGUGGACUCCAGUCCCCCCAAGAGCCUUCACAGCAACACCAGUCCAAAGUACAGCCUCACCACCAGUGGGUUCCUCCGGCACAGGGACAGUGUGCACAGGACGGACAAGAACCACCAGGAGCUCUCCCCUUUGCCCACCUCGCCCAAGUUUCUAGGGCAGAACUGUGUUUAUUCCAUGGAAACAUUGACUGGAAAGAACCAGAGAAGUCAAGAAAAGGGCAAACUAGAUAAUCACAUAUCCCCAGAGGUCCACGUGCUGCCAGGGGGUGGAGGUCAGGGAAGCACCAAGGAUCCGAGCAUCUGAAAAGCCCUAGAUUAGGAGACCCGAUGGCACGUUCCCGGGGGUGCUGCCCGCUCCCUCACCACUGAGCUUUUCUGCAUGAACUUUACAAAUGAAACAAGUCACUUGUUUCUAAAUAAAACAGAGAAUGAAGUAUAUCCAAGGAAAUGCCCAGAGCAGCCACGCAAGUCCCGCUCUGGAAGGAUUAUCUACGGAACUUCCCAGGUCGCAGUACACCUGUCAGAGUGAGGCUGGCCCGCUACACUAUCUCCUUGGAUCUCUCCUGUUACAUUCUUCUGUGGAGGGCUGGGUACAAGGUCCACAGCAGUCCCAGUUUCCCCCUCCCUCCCCAGACUCUCUUCUCCCCCUACCUUUGUACCCUGUACCUCCAUCAGUUCACUCAAACGUUCCAGCCUUGGAUGGGGAUGCCUCCAUCCCUCCCAGGGAAGAAAAGAGCAGGGUACAGGAGCAAACUCAAGGGAAAGGAAGGGACGGGGGAGGACGAGCCCGGUCAGCGGCCCCAAACACUGGGCAUACUCCUCUGCCUCUCCGCUGGAGACAGCGUUUCAAGGGAGCAGGAGAUGCUUACAUUAUGGGAAUGUGAGCAAUGGUACGAGCCAAGGUUCUGGCCUGAAAAACUUAUUGCAGACCCUUCAUCUACUUCAAUAUUCUAUAGAAACCUGAGCUUUUGUUUUGAGGUCAAAGCAGGGUGAGUUGCACCACUUGUAUCUGAUUUAAAUUGACUCCUUACCUUCUGGGAAGGGGUUGGUAACUCUGACAUUUACCCAGUGCAGUGAAUUUGGGCACCAAUAGAAUGUUGUGGGAGAAAACGAGAAUAUUUUUGGAGAUUUAGCUAGCCUAGAAUCAAAAAGAUAAUACAAGUGUUAGAUAUGCAAAAGAAAUACCAUAAGCAAAGAGACCACCAGUGAGCCACAACGAAACCUAAUUGAUUUAAAACAGAAAAAAACUGCAAAAUUCAAAAGGAAACUGAGCCCCCACUUGCAACGCCCAGUUUAGACUCUUCAAUACAUCCUUCCAUGACAGGCUAUAGCAACUAUAAAGGGAUUAACUUUUGUUUCUGCGAUAUUCACGCUAAAAAACAAAAAAAAAAAACAAAGACAAAAAAAAAUGCUAUAAACAAAAAGCACUUUAUGGUCUCUCAAAGGUGGGAUCUACCAAGGACAGCAUAAACAUCUAGCACUUUAAAACAAGCACUAUUUUCAUGGGGGCCACCUGUCAUGACUGGCAAGGUUGUCAUUAAGACGUUGGUCACUGGUCCAGUUGGCCAUGUGACCCGUGCACUGUUAUCCCUCUGUGUUGUGUCUAUGUCUGAGGGCUCACUCCCCCUUCCCCAGCCCCACGAAACUAACCUGUUAAUCCCCAUGAGUCUUAAGAGAAAAGGUUUCUAACACCCCAAUAACAGUGCAGGUGACCUGGAAAAUUAAUCCUCGAGUCUACCUGUCCAAGGGACACCACUGCUGCACCGCUGAGGAAAUCGGUCGAGAGUCUGGAAUCAGGUGUCUCUGUUCCUUUCUUGUAAACUAGUCUUGGGUCUGUUUUCGGUGUAACUGUCUGUACAUAAUGCUGUGCUCUCAUAUUCCUGUGACCAGUGAUGGCCAGGGCAGCCUGUACAGACAACAGCAAUAAGUACACGUGUACAUUGUCAGUGGUUGUAGUUCUCCUGUCCUUAGUACAAUGACUUUCUAUGCUGCAUAUACACCUGGCUCUCCUCCCACCUCAGCAUGCUGGGGGAGAUGAAUUCUCACUGAGUCAGGGUGGGCUCUGCAUGGGCUCUGUCCUUGCCAGGUGACAGAGAAAAGUAGCAACUGGAAGUACUUGCCAAGGUCUGUUCACAGUGCAUGUGCAGCAAAUGCAAGUGUACUUAGAAGAAUUGCUGCAAAGUAUUCCCGGUUUCCUUCUGUUGGCCUGGGAAUGUAGCACACUCUAUGGCAACUAUUCACCAAGGGGGCUUUCUCUGGCAAGGUGACUGGGGUGGCCUAUUUGCCUGUGAGAGGCAAUGGGAAGUAGUCCAAAACAACGUCCGCCGUUCUUAGCAUCUUCUCUUUGUUUGGGUCGCCAUUCAUGUUCGUCAUCAGCACAAAUGUGAAAAUUCAGGGAAAAAAAUAGCUUUUUUUUUUACAUAUAUUAUAUAUGUAUAUAUAUAAAAAGUAAAUAGUAGUGAUUUCCAAUUGAGAAACUUUUAGAGCUGAUGCUAUUCUAUUAUGUUUUAAAAAAAAUGACAUUGCAUAUUUUACAUAUCAGGAAAGUGAACACAUUUAAAUAUAGCCAUAUACCAAGGGAACUCACCAACCCUAGUUUAAAUUGAUGCAUCUUAUUUGCAGGUGAUGUUGACAAGAGGUGUCUAGAUCAGUAAUAUGUCAAGUUUUGGUUUGGUUUUUAAAACUGAAAUCAAUUGGUGCAACUCUCCUUGUAACCAAAGGCCCAGUCUGCCUUGUGUGGUCACUUAGGACUUAACCCUUAGCUCGCCUAUUUCGUCUCACUUUAAAGUAGCAUUUUGAGUCACUUUUGAAGGAUGAAUUCAGAAGUAUCCUUAAAAAAAAACCUACCUUUUGUGGCAUCAGAGCCAAAACCCUAUAGAUUUCUUAUAGAAACAGAAUCACGGAGACCCAGCAUAUACUAUGCUUGAAGAAUGUUUUGAUUUCUUUUUAUUUUUCACUUUUGUGUGUAUGUAUUAUGGGAAAUGUAGCUCUUACCGUGCUCCCAGUUCAAAAUAAAAACAUAACAAAUCCAAAUUUUUUAAUUAUGUGGAUGUUAUGUGUGUGCACAUACAGUCUUGUACUUAGGUACACAUAUGUACAUAUACACUGGGAAAUCUACAUAAAUGUUACUAAACGGUGAGACUCAAAUGUCCUUGGUAGAGAAAAAGCACUGAUUUGGAUCCAUAGAGUGCUUCCCUCCUUGCCCUCCUUUCCAAUCCUAUAGGUAUCUCAAGAAAAAGGCUGUUCAAAAGUUCCCAUUAUAUUAUUUUUCCUGGAGCUGACAAAAAGCAAGUGGAAGAAAAAUAAGACAUCUACAAACCCCAGGUGGUGGUUUGUACAGCUAUGAAUAGAGGUGGGCAGAGAUGGGUACAGGUGACCCCAGGGUUCCCUUCUCUUUGGGCAAUCAAUUCAGCAAAACUCACCUGUCAAACAGACCCGAACUUCCACCAUUCAUCACUAAGGGAGCAAGUAAAGGCAGCUUCUAUGCCUCCUCAUACAUUUAGGGAUGAUAAAAAUCAAAAAGGAAUUUUUUUCAAAAGGGCCAGAACAGAUCAUAUCAAUAAGAACAUGCACAGGUCAUUCCCAUCACCAAUCCCCAUCCAAUUUGUUGAAAUGAUGGCAUAUCCUAAUGACUAAUUUAUUUUCAUCCACUCAUGGAUCCCAAACCAACAACUGGAUUCUGUGACAUAACCUUGGCCAACUCAGUCAAAUACUGGCCAGUUGGUCAUCCCAGUGCCACACUCCAGAGACAAAACUGUGGCCAGUUGUGGAUAGAGUGCUAACCCUGGGAGGAGAUGGUUUCUUGAACUUUUAAGCUUUGAACAAAGAAGAACGGUACUUCCCGGCAGUAGAUUUCUCAGUGCCUUUUUCUCUUAGGAAUUUCAUCUAAGCACACUUAAAGGGGAAAAGGAACACAAAAGAAGGAGGAAGAAAAAAAAAAAAGAUACAUUUGUUCCUGUGACUCCCACUUUCCUAGAAGAGUUAGGGAAUUAAGAAUUCAGAAGAAGAAAAAAAAAAAGAUUCCCUUUUGACUGGUGCAGUCAACCCCUGGGAAUCACAGGCAAUGCAACUUCUUUGAACUAUCAACACAUCCUAUGGGUAUCUUUGGUGACUCUAAGCCUUCUCUUCCCUUGCAGCUAAUAAGGUACCUGUUUAUAAGGAGCAAAACAAAACAGUAUUCUCUUCUGUAAAAUUGUAAUGUACUGUUAAUAUUUGUAUCUAUUGUAUAUUUCUGUGUUGGCUGAAAUUAUGGCUGGUACAAUUUCUAGUUGAUGAACAGCGGGUAAUUUAAGACUUAAAACCAACCAGGUCACUAAAGCCAGGUUCUCUCUUUCCUCUCUCUGCCACCAAGUUUCACAUCACAUUAUCAAAGAAAUUUAAACAAGAACUUGAGAAAAUAACAAAACUCUGGAAUCUGGUCCAGAAUAGCAGGACCACUGUGCUGAGGGACUCUGGUCAAUAGAUUCAAGUGGCCACACAAGUGAGAGGAGAAGAAAGCGUUACCAUCCAUAGACAUCCUGCCAGAAUUGACCAAGUAAAACUAGAGGUUUCCCUUCUUCAGAAGUUUCUAAACCUCUCAAGUCCUUGUGCUAAGGAAACCAAAACUAACCUCACACAACCAUAGAAUGUUUUGGAUGACCCCGGUCAGGGAGAAGAUGGCUUUAAUUAGUUCCUGCAAAGGUACAAAAGUUGGAAUUACCUCGGUGUUUACCUUUAUGCUGGCCCUUUAAGUAUCUGAUGUAUGAAAAUGCCACAAGACUUUCGUGCAUCUCAGAAUAGUCUAUUUUUCUGUUCAGAUAAAUAUAUAUAUGUAUUUUUAGCAAAUUUAUAAUAGGGAAAUUGAGUCAAAUUUCUUCUUUUGUAUUACAGAAUAAUAUAUUAGGAGACUUAUUUAUGGUCAUUUCUAUAUCUGAUUUCUUCUGGUCUUUUUAUUUUAUUCCUCCCUUCCUUGGUUUUUGUUGCUCCAAGGGGAGUGGGGGGUGGGGGUAGGGAAGGGUGCAGAAAAUCCCAUCCAAGGUUUUGGUGUCUGACUCCUUUGUGGAAAUGUCUGCCAACUGUCUGGUAUUGUCAUUUCGCAUAACCUGUCUCUAUGUUGUUCCUGUUUAGGCUCAUAAAGCAGGGACUGAAAGUGGAAGAGAAGGCAAGAAGGGAAAGAGGAAGGAAAGUAUGAUUUGUUGAAUGCAAUCCACCCAAUCUGGAAAUCUGGAAAGGCUGACCUGACCAGAGCUGUCCCUUCCAGAGAUCCUGGAUUUACCAGGACUUCUUAGAACCAAAAUUCUCUUCCCAUUCAAAUCUCAGUCACCCUUUUAUGUUCUAAAGUUCCUUUUAGCCCCAAACUGACUUUUCUCAGCCAGUCUGCGGCCCCACUACCCAAUUCUACAACAUUACCAAAUACAGUGGAAAGUUAUCAGUGUUUUCAGGAUGAAGGUCCUCCACUGGCCCGUAUCUCGAUACAUCAUCCAAGACCAACAUGCCUCACCCACACCUGGAAAGGGAAACUACUUCCCAGGAUGUGCUGAGUAAACUUCCUUUCCUUGAAGACUGCCCAGAAAUGUAGCAAAAUGGAUAUGGACAUAGUGCCACUGUGUCUUCAUACCCUCAUUGUCCACUUGAUUUUUCCACUAAGCUUGUCCAGGGGUACCGCUCCAGUCUCUCUCAGGGCAGAGAGCUUUUCUCUGUGAAAUGAUUACAAUCAGAAUUCACACUUCUAUAGCACUUUAUGAGGAACUGUACUCACAAAACCCUCCGAGGCAUGUGAUUUGAAAGUUAUUUUCCACAUUUUUAUGGUGAGGAAACUGAGGUUUAAAAAGCUAUUUAGUAGAAGAACGGGGAUUAGAAUGCUGUUCUUCUGAGUCUAUGUUAUAAUGUACCACACUUAUGUCUCAAUGACAAGGGAUGGGAGUGGUUAUUAUGUGUCAGGUCUUGGGGCUAAAAGUUUCUCUGGCCCUCUUCUUAUUUAAAAGUAUCUCUAGACUAUCUGAAUUUUCUUGGCUGAUUUCUAUCAGUGGUAAUAUACAAUAGUCUACAUUGUAUGUGGAUAUAUACUGUAUGUAUGUAGGGACUUGAACCAAACUGUGAAUGAGAAACUGGAAUGGGUCAUAAUAAUUCUGAACCCUGAAUGGAACAAUAAAUUUCAGUUUCCAUAGUGAGUAGUGAAUUGAACCAAAGAUCUUUCCCAAGCAAAUUCUAGUCAACCAGUUGAGACAGUCUAUUGUACCAUCUCUUACAGUGGUAGGAAGAGCACUAUACCAGAAACCAGGAGAACAAAAUUCUGCCACUCUCUUUUCCUCUCUGAGUCUCAGUUUUCUUCUCUGUAAAAUGAGGAGAUUUGAUUCAAUGAUCUAUAAGGUUCCUUGCAGCUCUGGUAUUCUAUAUUCUAAGGUUUCUUCCAACUUUGAAAUUCUAUGUUCAAUUUGUUAAGGUUCUUUUCAGCUCUGAAAUUUUGUGUUUUGUGUUGUAAGUUCCCUUCCUGCUCUGACAUUCUGUGUUCUGUGGGCUAAGUUCCCUUCCAACAAUGACAAUCAUUAUGUUCUGAGGUUCCUUGCUGCUCUGACAUUCUAUGUUCUGAGGUCUCUUCUAAUUCUGACAUUUUAUGUUCUAAAGUCUCUUUCAGCUCUGACUUCGCUUUGAGUCCAGAACUAUUGAACCAAUACAACAUAGAGACAUCCAAAACCUUUUCUCAGAGAAAUUCCAGCUUUACAUACAAGCACCUACGUAAAUAUUUGGUUGUAAUCCCAGACUCCACUUGCUUAAGAAAUUUCUCCAAAGUUCCCCAAAUGUCAACUUGAACCAGGACUGGUUUUUAGAAUGGUCCCAGUAUAAAAUGACCAUACACACACAGUAUCUUCUCCCUUUCAAGGAGGGCCAAGUCUUAUUGAUGUAAGACCAAAGAACCUCUACUUAGUGGCCUGGGAAUGACAGAACAAAGCUUUAGAACUUUCUGGUUCCAAAGUUUUGUAUUUGGUUCAAAGUUAUAAGGUUUAUUUAGGGGGUAGGUCUUAUAUUCUGGGAAUUGAUCAAAUUCUAUUUCCUAUUUUCAAGCAUAUCUUACAUGUAUGUGAGAUGUUGAAAGAGUCAGGAAAAGAUCUUGUUCUCUGCCUUCUCAAAGUUUUAUUAAAGAGACAUGGAAUAAUGGAAAGAGGUCUGAAUAUGAAAUCAAAAGGACUUGGGCUUGAAUACAACUCUUAAUUUUGUACAAGAAGCUUUCUAAUUGGGGGCCUCAGUUUAGACAGCCUUUCACAUCCUUUGCAUAUCUCUUAUUCUAUGUUUAAAGGCAAUUCCCAUGUCUACAUCUUUCUCUGAACUUAUGUCAUUGUGGACAACUUGAGAACAGGGAAAGGGAGAGCUGGAGUAUUGGGCAUUAUAGUUCCUUUCUCUCUGGGUUCUAGAACAUAGCACACCUUCCAGACCAAUGCCUUAUUUGGUUCCAGGUACCAAACUGAAUUUUUUUGACCAGACAACUUGUAAUAUCCCCCAUCUCUGAGUCCCUUAGAAUAUUUCUGAACUGGUAUAAAGGCUGAGGCUGGUGCUGUUUCCAUUGCAUCUAAGUAGAGAGGACUCCUUCUCUAAAGCUCCUAGAAUAGGACAAGACCUAACAGAAGCUCACUUCCUUCUAUCAAGUUUUUUGUCUGUAGUAUUGUUGGUGGCUUACAUCUAAGCCCUACUAUAAUGAAGAUUGUAUUCCACAGGAAACCAGACCAGGGGUUCCUAACCUGAACUGCAUGGACACUUAAUGAUUCAUGGAUAGAUUUCAGAAGAUCUGUGAGUCUGGAUGUAAAAAAUAUUUAUCUUUAUUUUCAUUAAACCUAUAAUUAAAAUUUAACAUUUCCUCCAAUUAUUUAAAAACAUGAUACUAAGAAAGGAUCCAUGAGCUUUACUAAAAGUCCAAAAGGAGUCAAAUCUUACACAAAAAAAGUUAAGAACUCCUGGAAUAGACCAACACUCCUGGAUUUUUCCUCUGUAUAUCCAGCUAGAACGAAAACUUCCAAAAUUCCAGCUAAGUCAGUGUCUAGAAACAACACAUUUCAGUGUCUGCUUUUUAAGAUAACACCUGCAACUAUUGACCAUUACCACUUCUUAUUUGUAAUAAUAAUUAUGAUAAUCAUGUUUCAGUAGUGCUUAAAGGUGUAUAAAGUGUUUACCUCCAACAGCUCUGUGAGGUACAUAGUAAAAAUAUUACUGUCCCUAUAUGAGGAAACUGAGGUGAAAUGACUUGUCCAGAAUGACAGAGCUAGUAAAUCAGAGGCAGCCAAAAAUAGGUUUAUUCUGACUCCAUUCUAUUCUUUCCAUUAUGUCAGUGCUCCUAGAAUCCCUCGUGUCUAUAUUAGGAACCUACAAGGAUCUUUCACUUCGAGGACCCUGAAUGUUUGAUAGCACAGGACAGGAUAACCAUCAAAGGGAACACAGAUGGAGUUUGGAAGGAAGAGAAGUAAAUGUCUCCAGAGUCACUGGGGUUCUCAUUAGAAACCUCAGAACAAAGCUUUAGAACUUUUCCAGAAUUCCAAAAUUUGGCAUUUGAUCUCAAGUUGUUAUUCUAAGUUCUCUUUGAAACGUAGCAGGUAAUUCUGAAGUCCUUAGGAGUUGGAGAAAAACCACCCCAGAAUGAGUCUCUGCUACAUAGAAAUCAUCCUAAUCUUUAGCCAGCCUAUUUAGAUUCUGCACUUGUUCAGAAGAACACUAAGUCAGGUUAGCAUCAGGGGAACUCUAACCCCACAUGAAUUUGCUCAGCAACAAAACCAGGCUGGGAACUGGUAUUCCCUCCCCCUACAACAUUCACCAUCUCCCCAGAGUAUGUUUUGCUCAUAGUGGACGCUUGAAUAAUAUUUUAGAGCUCAAACAAAUGAAACUUGACCUUAGUUGGACUAGUGACCACUAGGAAAGGAAGGGAGUAUGUGGGGAGGGACUAUGUCACUCCCUGAUGCCCUUGAGUCAAGUUAUCUGAAGGGCUUGAUUCCUGACUCAAAUUGGAACCAAGGCAAUGCAGGACCUUCAAGUGGAAGGGGCAGGAGUGGCAGCAACCAGCUGCUGUGGGGGGAGUGAAUGAUUCAAGGGCUGUACUUAUUGGGAAACCAAAAAGGGCUUGUCUCAGCCUCUGUCCUUUCUUUCUGGCCUCCCAUAUCCAGCUCCCACUUUGUGUACAAGCACUCAGACUGCACACACAGACAUAUUCCCCAAGGGAGAAGGAUUUCAAAUAAGGGAAAACUAGAGUUUUAAUAUUCCCCACCCUCAAGAAAAAAGGGUACCCUGUUCCUAGCCUCAGAAAUCAGAUGCAGAAAGCCCACUGAGGAAAACAGUAAAAAUCAUGGUUUCACAAAGUUCUUUCUUCACAAUCAGAACUCACAGGCAGUUCAAGUCUCAUGGUCCUCAUUUUACAGAUGAGAAAAGGGAAGGUCAGAGAUAAAAACUGACUCCCAGGAUAAUAUUCUUCUUGUAACUACUCUGCAAUCCACUAAUUCUUCCCCCUCCCCCCCAAAAAAAGCAAAAGAAGAAGGGAACCUCUGAGCCUCAAACUGGAAAACCUUUUUGCGUAAAUGGGAGGUUCAGCCAUAGGUACAGGAUAGCCAGCUGAUCGGCCAACUGCCCUGUUCUUCCUAUGAAAUGAGUGGUCCUUCUUCCCAUCCCAUGCUGAUUGCGUCACAUGAGCCUUUCUCCUCCACUGGGCAAGCGUACCUCAGUCUCCUAUCUCUCACCCGAGGGCUACUGGGUUAUUUUUGCCUCCUAAGCCAUCCAAUGCCACUCUGACUGGGACAGGGAGUAAGCCACUGACAUUAGCCAUAUUGAUGAGAGCACUUGGUCUCUGUUUUCUUUGGGCAACAUCCAUCUAGUCCUUCUUCAUUCCAAGUUUACUGACCUCUCCAAUCAUUUCCGUAAAGGGAAAAACAAAUGUCACACAUACUCACACACACAGAGGAAAAGAAACUCGAUGUCUUUAUAUGCAUGUAGUGAGAUGAAACUGUGAUCAUUGUGUGACAUUCAGAUACUGUACUUAUUGUCUUGUAAAUUGUGUCCAAAUGUCUAAGGGUUUUCAAGCAAUGGUCCCUUACUGCAAUCUGCAGAAUUAAAUAAAAAGGUAUGGAGAAAA
Messenger RNA from Antechinus flavipes (yellow-footed antechinus), 13055 nucleotides. RefSeq names its product potassium voltage-gated channel subfamily B member 1 (gene KCNB1). The record is from RefSeq and is a predicted model, not a curated record. Lineage: Eukaryota; Metazoa; Chordata; Mammalia; Dasyuromorphia; Dasyuridae. The transcript is spliced from 3 exons. Gene Ontology annotation, molecular function: protein binding; delayed rectifier potassium channel activity. Bases 660 to 3278 code for a protein of 872 amino acids. Gene Ontology annotation, cellular component: membrane; voltage-gated potassium channel complex. Gene Ontology annotation, biological process: protein homooligomerization; potassium ion transmembrane transport.